Molecule: messenger RNA, 7268 nt
Organism: Zophobas morio
Lineage: Eukaryota; Metazoa; Arthropoda; Insecta; Coleoptera; Tenebrionidae
Exons: 17
Coding region: 277-6537 (2086 amino acids)
Biological process (GO): protein phosphorylation
Molecular function (GO): ATP binding; protein kinase activity
Source: RefSeq, a predicted model, not a curated record
UAGAUCACGCAAAAACUGUUUCGAUAGAGCUCGCAAGAGGAAAUGUCAUUUCUGCGGAAAAAUGGUAGACUGACGUUGCUAGCCAGAGAUAUUUUGGAAAAAAACUGGUGCGGUGAAAAAUCAGAAACAAAGAAGUGCGGGAGUGUGUUUUAAAAUGUGACAUGUGGCUUAAUAAAAAAAAUGCAUUGAUCAGUUCGAUUGCGUUGUGAAAAUAUAGAAUCCGUUGACUUUUGCAGUGAAUGAUGUUUUUGUUUGUGUGAAACGGAUUUGCAAAUUAUGGAAAAAACAUGGAAAAUAUUAUUUUUGUGCGUUGGGCUUCUAUUCUGUGAAUUAUGCAAUGGAUUGCCCAUUAAUUUAGAGAACACGGUAGCAGAUUCUCACACUCAAUUGUUGACGGGGUUAGUCGCACUACUGUUAACAGUUUGCAGCGUGGUUUUCUUAGCCGGGUGUUUAUGUUGUCAACGACGAAACGGAUUCAAGGAGUUCAGGGAUAGCCCUGUAGUAGCAUCAACAGCUUCGAAUUUGGACCAUGGCCACAUUAACCCUGUUGCCAACGGCGAAUUUACGAUAUUCACGCCAUUAUCCCCGCCCCUUCAAAACAAUAACGUGUUUCUUGCCAAUCAACAGAUAAUUACGCGAACUCAAGAAGACUAUGUUUUUGGUGAUGUCGACGUGAGUUCAUGGUUCAAUGGUACCGAAACCGAUUUUCCACGAAUUAAACUUAAAUAUAUCAAAGAAAUCGGCAAAGGGUGGUUCGGGAGGGUGGUGGAAGGUGCAGCACAAGAUAUUGAGGGUGAUAAAAAAUGGACACCUGUGGUGGUUCGAAUUUUAGAGGCGACAGCAUCAAGCAGGGAAAGAGUUGUAUUUCUACACGACGCCACUAUAUAUCGACAUGGUGCCCAUCCAAAUAUACUGACAUUGUUUGGUAGAUGUUUAGAUACAAUUCCACUUUUGUUACUUCAAGAAUAUUGUCCCUAUGGUGAUCUCAAAAAUUAUUUGCGCAAAAAUAAAUCAACAGCCGAAACGUUAUUGUCCACUGAACAUCCUUUGCUUUGGUGUUGCCAACUCAGUUCAGCUUUGAAACACCUGCAUGAAAAUAGAUUGACUCAUCCUGAUUUAGCCGCAAGAAAUUGCCAACUUACCUCCAACCUAACUUUAAAGUUGGGUGACUACGGCCUAGCAGUUUUUCAGUAUCCAGAAGAUUAUUAUUUGGGAUCUCCUGGCGUUUCCGUAAGAUGGUGUGCACCAGAAUCACUUUCGUAUACUUCCACAACAAUAGAACCGAAGAAAAUAACUUUAGAAGCUAACAUAUGGUCGUUAGGUGUAACUAUGUGGGAAAUUUACGAAUGUGGAGAACAACCGUACUCGUCGUUGAGUGACGAUGAAGUUGUCUCCCAGGUUGUGGGUUCACAGAAAGUUAGAUUAGAUAGGCCUAAGUAUCAAGUAUUAUAUACCGACUACAUUUUUCGUUUAAUGCAACUUUGUUGGACUAGUAGUGAAUCUCGACCUGCGGUGGCACAAAUCGAUCUGAUGUUAGGAGAGUUGCUACAAGUUUACAAAAACACAACAUCUACGCAGUUGGAAUCGCACGUUUCCAUAAAAGAUUUUGAUAAGCGAUGGGAGUCUUUUAAACCUAAUAGUAUUGUCAAGACUGACAACCACAUUGAUAAUACUGAGAUGGAUUUGGAGGACUCGCAGAUAAGAACGUCGAAACCUUUAUCUCCUAGUUUAAAUAAUUUACAUGGUUCAUUGGACAAUCUCUUAGUAGAUAGUUCAGAAUCACAGAUGGAAUCGUGGUUAGAAAAUGUCGCCACAAAAACUGGCGACAUGUCUUACGUUAAAGGACUAUCAGAUGCCAUAAAAGAUCUAGAUAACGCUAUAGCAUUAGAAAACAGUACAAGUUCCGAUUCUAGCCACCACCAAAGUCCAAAACCUAAAAGCAACCCCAAACUGGAAUUUCAACUUGGUCCUCUUACAACCAAACUACAAAUUCCAGAAUCACCUAAUCAGAACGACAGUUUAAUGGACAGUUUUCUUUUUGCGCAAAGAACAAGCAGUGGUAGUGAAACCGAGGAAGAAAACUGGAAGAAGAAGAUCGAACGCGGAGCUUAUACAGAAAAAGUGCGUCAGAAAUCUAGAUCUGUAGCCGAUUUGAUGAUUCUAACUCACAUCGAUCCUUCGGAAUCGGAAUCUGAAACUCCCUUGCCUAGUUUAGAUUAUAGAACGAAUUAUAAAAAUGUAAGAUAUGCGCCUAAGCAGAAUUUGGAAAAUGUUGGUCUCAUGUUCGGAAGCGAGGGUAAUCUCUUGAACGUACAAGAUACUUUUCAAGAUGAACUGAGAAAAUUACAGGAGGAACGGAGAGAUAGUCUGCUUUUUGUACCUGAAAACAGUAGUCAAAACAACAGUAGUGAAAACUUGUUAAGUGAUAGUGCGCGUGAUGACACUGUUAAUGCCGAUGUUUCACGUAGUGUUGUGUCUAGUUCAUUUUCUAACAAGGAUUAUUUAGAAAACUCGCCUAGUAAGAGAAUUCUACAAGAAUUAAAUAGCGCUAGUGAAAUAAAACCUGCUAACCAAGUGUUCAAUGUGUUCAAUGUUACCAUAGAUAACUACAGUCCCGUACGAUUAAAGCCUUCAAAACUAGAAGAACUUAUCAACUUCAAAGAAGAUGAAUGCGUCGUUAAAGAAACUGAAGGAUUUGAAGUUCCAAAACUCUCAGAUAUUAUACAGUGUAAUUCUGAACUCGUAAAUUAUCUUAAUCGUAACACCUUACCUUUCAAUUGUGUAGAAAAAGCUUUGAGUGAAGACGACAACUCUGAAAUUAUGUACGAUUCAGGUGUGGAAGGUGACAGAGUAGAGUCCACAGAAUCUCUGAAAAAUGCAGUGGAAGGAAAGUUACACAAUGAAUUAUCGACGGAUGAUAGAGCGGAAUCUCCAAAAUGUGCAGACGAAGCAGAGCACCAAACGGAACUGUUUGAAAUAGAAGAAAGUGUAAAUUUGACACAAAACAUGAAUGAUGAGGAUUCGUUUAAUAAUACUUUUGUUCAUGAAACCACGCAUAUCACUAGCUCAGAUGUAGAAGAAAAAGAAGCAAUUGCACGAAAAACUUUCCAGGUGCCGAAACUGAUGGACCUAAUUCAAGAUAACGACGAAUUGAUGGAUUAUAUUAUAGCUAAAUAUGAAGCUGAGAGUCUAGGAAAAGGAAACGAUCUAGAUAGUCUGGAAAUGUCGUCUAACGAUGAAAUAACAGUACUUAAACAGGACGACAUACAAGCGGCCAAAGAAUUUUUGGAAGAAGAAAUCAAAAAUUAUCAUCAUGUAGAACCACCGAAAGUGGCAUUUGAUUUAAGUGAAGGUCAAGAUGAAGCAAUGCCGAACAGUCUAACACAUUCCAGUGUAUACACCAGCACACCGUUUGGCAAGAAAAGUCUCCAAGAACUUCCUCAUCAAGAUGGUUUCUGCAGCUUAAAUUUAUUCAACGAUGCCGCUGAAGACAAAAUUAUUGAAAAUGGAAACUCUAAUUUAUAUUCCCUCGAAACGUGGGACAACUUUUUGGGAAAAGCACUAGAUAAUCAAAACGAAUCACAAGAACAUGAAUUAUUCGAUAGUUUUUCGUCAGAACCGCAUAGUUUAUUGUUCACUCAAAAUGAUACGUUGGUUUGUGAUAUGAAAAAAGAAGAUACGGAACUCCAAAAUCAAACUUAUUUAUGCUGUGAGAAUAGGGACUCCACUUUCACGAAGGAACCAAAUAUUGUUGACCUCAGUGAUGUCAACAUUGAGAUUGAAUCUAACACCAAAAUAGAAGAUAAUAAUUGUUGGGAUAAUAAUGGGGGUGGCUGGUUUUUACAUCCGCAGUCAAAUCAUGAUAUUUCCGGGGAAAUGACCGUGCCCUCAAACGCCAAUACAGAUAGUUAUGUAGGUUUUAAUGUGGAUGAUGAAAUUAUGGCCGCUAUUCGAACCGAACUUCUGAACAAAUUACCACAAGCACAAGGAGGUUCUAGCGGCGCAGUCCAUGAUGAAGAAGAAUGGGAUUCUGCUGAAAGGAACGAAGUGUUUCUUAGAUAUAACGUCUACAAUACACCAUUGUCACCAAUACCAGAAGAAAGUUUAAUUGAUGAUUCCUACUUCAAUACACCAAGGCAACAUAACAGUGAAGAUGAAAAUGAAGAUAGUGAUUGGUCAGAUGACCAGUAUGGUCGUGAAUGUUUAGAACCUGAAAUGGACUGCCAUUCAGGUCAGACGCUUGAGAGUUCGAUUCAUCCAGAACCCCUCCACAGACAUACUCCUAGUCAAGACUCAUGUUGUUCAAACGAUACUUUAUUUAAUUUAGAAGAACUUACAUAUGCCGUUAAUGAUUCAGAGAGAGACAAUAAUUCACCCACCCUUAAAACUUACGAAAAUGAAUCACAGUAUAUGGAGGAAAACUCUCAUAUGAUGCAAGCACCAAGUGAUAUGAUGAUUCAUAGCAUGACCAAUGAAAUUGGAAAUGUGGAUGAAAAAAUUGUCGUUGCAGAAACGUUGGGGGAGGAAGGUACGAAAUGUGAUAGUGACAACUCAUGCAGUGGAUGCAAAACGAUUGAUAUUAGUGAUACAGUGAAGGAAGUUGUUGAUAAACAUCUAGUGUUAGAAUUUUUAAAGAGUGAACGAGAGCAUGAUUGUGUUAAAGUUAAUGAAACAUUAGAAGAAUCAAAUUCUGAAUCAACGGACCAUUUAUUACCUUUUACGAAUAAACAAGUUGCCCCCUUGCCAUCGCCAGAAGAUAAACCGUGGAAACAACUGCCUGCUUCUUUAUUAAGUUACGACAAAGUCAUUUCUCAAAAUAUGUUGUUGCCUGCUCCAGAAUCAAAUGAACUUGUACCUGAACCUCAGGAACCCAUGCAAGACAAAGUAGAAAUAUUAUAUGUUAAUGUUCCUGAAGAAAGUAACUGUGACCUGAAUAAACUUGAACAACACGAUUAUGCGAAUGUUGAUAAAGCUGAAAGCACUGAAUGUUACGAAAAUGUUACAAAUCUGGACGACUUUUACAACGAAGCCGAUUAUGUGAACAUUGUGAAUUUGGAAAAUUCAAAGAACUUGGCCGAAUUUAACAAUAAACAAAUUACGGACAUUAUUGAGGACAUAACCGACUGUAGCAGUCCAGAUUAUGGAAACAAUUUUGCCCAGAAUAAUGAUUUAAUUAUUAAUAAUGAAGAUGAUGAACGUGACAUAUUUGGUGUUCUAACUGACAUAAGGUUUAGUGGACCUAGCGACAGUCAGCUGAUGACCACUUCUUUCAGCGAAAGUAAUGACAUUAAUGAUGAGCAAGAUUGGGAUAGCGGGUCGGACACCAGAUCCAGUUCCAGUGGAGAAUUUAUAUGGAAGGAGGGUGAGCACGAAGAGUCUCUCAAGGCCUUACGCGCCGCCCCACAAGAUGUGUUGGAUGAUAUUCAACCAAUGGAAGGUAUACAGGAAGAAACGUCAAGCGAGAGUAGCGGUAGUGAUGACGACGCAGAGAGUCCAGAAUUUGUUCCUUCUGCGUGGGAUAAGUAUGCAACACCGACGAAAUCAGCGUUAAGAUCGCCUGAAAGAACUGUUGAAAAGACUGAAAAAAAAAAAUCGAAAGGUGUGUGGUUUAAGAAACAAAAAUAUCAUUGUGUAUAUGAGUAUCCAAGAGAACCAGAAAGUCCAGUGCUGCACAGUUACGAUUUGUGGAAACCACAACCAGAUUAUAGCUGUUUCGAUGACUGGGAACUAGAUGGCACAGAUCCUUACGUUCCUGCUGAAAACUCCGACGAUUGCGACUUUUCCCAAAAUUACUACCAGCCGAAACCUAGUAGAAAUAUAAAUAUGUACCAGCUGAGUAGUGUAACAGACUUUACAAGUGAACCUGGAAUUGACGAUGAAUUUUUCAUCAGCAGUUCAGCCAAGCCCUUUGACAUGAUAAGUGGUUUAAGUUCUCAGUUCUUCCCAGGAAACUGGACUGACUUAAAUAAAACAAGUGACAACGCAACACCAGAUAGUGGAGUGGAAGAUAUAACACCAGCUGGAAUCAGUGAAGAUGAUUUCAGAUUACACUAUAAAAAUGUGCCCACUUUGAAGCAGUUAGCAUCUGAAGCUGUAAAGAAAAGUAGAAAAGCCGAAGAGCUAAAACAUAGCGAUGUCUUGGGCGGUUUGAGACACACUAGAAAUAAGUUGAAACUUGAUCUGCCACCUAGUCCAAGUGCUUUUACUUCUAAUAAGAUGUUCAGUAUUGAACCUAUUAUUGAUCCUGUGAUAAACAGGGAGAAGCCAACUUUUACAACAUUCGGUAAAAGUCGAUUUUUAGUACAACACGUCGAUACACCACCCGAUGAUGAAAUCAACACGGGGAAAAAUGUUUCUUUUGAAGCAUUACCAUAUAAACCACUCCAAAAACAUAUUAUAAAAGAAGACUAUGACUUUAGUAAAAGUAAAGGUAAAGUAGAAAGUGUUAGAGGAGAAGCUAGUCUAUUGGAUAGUGCCGAUGAGGAUAGUGGAAUCGAGUCUAGUACACUUGAAAGAAAAUUAAGUAAUACGGUUUAAAUUUUUGUUAUUUUUUUAUAACAAAUGUUCAGGUCUUUGUUGCCUUAUACGAAAAAGGCAGGAAUUAUGAUGCUUGAAAGAAAAGUGCAUAUAUUUGAGAGUAAAAUUUUAGAUUAGUUAUAGACUAAAAGAGAAAACCAGCUUUAAAUACAGGUUUAGAAUUUUUCAUAUCUUGGAAUGUAGAAAGAUUUUAAAAUUUUCACUCAUCUACGUUUUUGCCUUUAAUACUACAGUUACUAUACUUUUAUGUGAUAUUUAUUUGUUAAAAAUGUUUUCUUGUCUUGUAUAUUUUGUGUUACCUAAAUGAAUAUGUUUUCCAUCUUUUCUUUCAUAUAUCUAAGUGUUACGAAACUUUUUGUGUAAUGGAAUGGUAGAAAUGGAUAAAUAAUUUGAUGUACAAAUCAGAAAUUUGGCGUCCAUGUUUGUCUAAGGUGGUGUUGUAGUUUUUGUAUAGACACAGUAUUUAUAUAAAUCAGUCUUUCGUUAUCUCGUAAAAUGUGUUAAUUACUGAAUUAAUCAAAAUAACAUUUAAUGUUAACUCAUAGAUUUCCCUUCCCUCUUUAAUAUGUUGUGGUUCUAAAAUUUAUUUUUUAUUUUGUAGAUAAUUGUUGUAGUAUAUGUCCGUAUCGGACCUAAUAAUGUGAUCGGCUAUUCAUAUUUCUUGUACUUGUAGUAAUUGUAUUAUAAUAUAUACUGUAGUAAGUUAUAUUAAUAAACAUUUUAUUCAGAAA